AUGUCAGGUGCUACCAUCUCUAGCGCACCAGAUCUUUCGGUGCGUCCAGUGGCUACACUUUGGGCAGGGCCAGGGCAAGCUUCCAAUUCUACCUCAUCUGUCGAAGAGAAUGUCGCCUAUCGUUUUGUUUUAGAUCGCAAGGUUCAGACUAUAUCAAGCAACGGCCUUCCGGACACCGGAUUGGUGUCAGGCAUUCUGUUCGUACCGAGUCUAGAGCCCCACGAUCCAUGCUACAAAAUCACCGAUUCAUCUGUGCCAUCGAAUGUGACCCGAUAUGAGGAUGUGUCGGACUUCGGGUAUCCCCUCGUUGGCCUCGCUCCAUGGGUGUCCGCCGAAUGUUCUCUGUCGUUCUUAGACGCCGCUCAAAAAGUCGGGACGCAGGCUAUGAUCUUUUUCCAGCCGUCAAGUAACGACACAGAGAUACCCCCUGAUUCGAAUAGCUCACUUUGGACCAUCGAUAAGGAAGAAGAAUGGAGGGUGGACAACCAUUACCCAGUCUAUGCUAUCCCCGGCCCAGCGGGAAUCUCAUUGAUCAAUGAUCUCUCGUGGUAUUCAGACAACACAGUCGGCACCAAGAGAGACAGUUCGACCGAGGGAUUUGCCAUGCAGUCGGAGAAUCAGCGGUUGUUUGCCAGGAUUGAGAAUGGAACUAUCAUUAUGCUGAGUCUCGUUCUUAUCAUCGUCUAUCGACUUGUUCUACGUAAGAGGCGGGUUGAAUUUCAAAGACGGGUCAAUGAAGGCGAGGUCGACCUUGAAGCAUUGGCAUUGAACCAAAUGAAGGCUCCUCAAGAGGUAGUCGACAAAAUGCCAUGCUAUACAUAUCUUCGGAUUGAUGCACCCAAAGAAGCACUGCUUCCAGAAGAAAACGGGUCGGCAAAUCCAACCGAACUUGAUUCUGGUGAAAAUACCAGACCGUCGUCACCGAACAAAGACGAUCAGUCUCGUGGAGCUACCGGUCCUCGAAAGCCUGAAGCAGCAGUGAUAAAGCCUGACUCAAAAGAAUCUUGUCGAAGCAAGUACCGUCUGAGCCAUACCCAAACAACCUGCGCUAUUUGCAUCGACGAUUUUGUUGCUGGGUCAUCUGUGCUGUCUUUGUCCACUAUGCAAGAAGAGCGUCUUGCCACCGGGUUCAUUCUAUAUCUCGGUGACUAA
Penicillium paradoxum is the source of this 1152-nucleotide messenger RNA. RefSeq lists its product as uncharacterized. The transcript has 4 exons. Lineage: Eukaryota; Fungi; Ascomycota; Eurotiomycetes; Eurotiales; Aspergillaceae. The record is from RefSeq and is a predicted model, not a curated record. Bases 1 to 1152 code for a protein of 383 amino acids.